AUGCAUACACAGGACAAUGCGGCUAGCGAGGCUGAGACAGUGGGCUUCCUGCACGCUCGCAAAGCCGGCGAUCGGCUGCACUUCUGUGUGAGCUGCGGCUUCCCGAUCGCCACCUACGGCCGCCUGUCACCCUGCCUGCACGCAUUCUGCCUGACCUGCGCCACAGACAUGGAGAGGUGCUACAUAUGCAACGCCCAGAUCAACCGCAUCGAGAGGAUAGGGGGUGGUGCCCGUCUAUAUGUGUCAUCAGUGACCCUUCAGAGCUUCAAAUCCACGGACGAUCUCAAGCAGCACACACAGCGGGUCUACUCUCACCUGAUGGCCUGCAAGGAGGUUUCUGCCCCCGAGGCAGUGUCCAGCUCCUAUCCUCCACAGCCCUCACCCUCUCCCCAAGGCCUGGCCCACACAUACCCAACACGCCACCAGAUGCCAUACAGAUAG
This is a messenger RNA of Ostreobium quekettii, 441 nucleotides long. Lineage: Eukaryota; Viridiplantae; Chlorophyta; Ulvophyceae; Bryopsidales; Ostreobiaceae. The record is from the annotation of a GenBank genome assembly.